GAAGGCUGAGCGGCUUGUGGAAGGAGGAGAAGGAAGUGAACCAGGAGGGACAGGGAGCAGGUGGGCGGUGCCUCUAACGAGGAAACAGAGACAUAAGAGGCCGGGCCGCGACAAGGCUUCAUUACUGCUACUGCAGCGUGUGUGAGAGGGUGUGAAGCAAGGAUAACAAUGGCCCCCACACCCCCCCUCCUCCUCUUACUGCUGUGGGCUCUGAGGGUCAGCGCACUGCUCUCGAUCGCAGCGUGCGUCUGUGCUGAGCCGGACAGAACCGAGGAGUACGAGGUCGUCCGACCGAUCAGACUGCACUCGCUUCACAAGAGACACGCAGAGUACUCACGGCCGGACUCUCUGAAAUAUGCGAUGACCGUCCGAGGAAGAGACAUUGAAAUGCAUCUGGAGAGAAACAGGGAGUUGAUAACCGACGACUACAGCGAGACGUAUUACCGUGACGAUGGGAGCCCGGUCACGACCAGGCCCACCAACAUUGACCACUGCUAUUACCUGGGCAGAAUCCUCAACGACAGCCAAUCAACGGCCAGCAUCAGCACGUGUGACGGCCUCAGGGGCUACUUCCAGACGGCGGCGCAGCGCUACGCCAUCGAGCCCCUGGCAGCGGCGGGCGGGGACGACCACGAGGGCGAGGGCGACCACGCCGUCACGGCGCUGGGCGACCGGCCCGCCCCCACGCAGCCGGGCCCCGCCCCCUCGGUGUGCGGCGUCACCAACACGACCUGGGAUGACGGGGGGGCCGAGUUCGAGCCCCCGACCGGACGCAGCCGCUCGCGGGCUGCGGGCCCGACUCUGUUCCAGAGGCAGAAGUACCUGGAGCUCUUCCUGGUGGCUGACAACCGCGAGUACCUGAAGAUGAAGAAGAACAAGGUGGCUCUGAGGACCAAACUGUUUGAGGUCGUCAACUUCGUCAACAUGGUGUACAAGCCGAUGAACACCUUCGUCGCUCUGGUGGGUCUGGAGGUGUGGUCCACCAAGGACCUCAUCUUGGUCACGGCCCCCGCGGGCGCCACACUGGAUGCUUUCAACAACUGGAGGAACAAGGAGCUGCUGAAGAUUAAGAAGAACGACAACGCCCAGCUCAUCAGCGGUAUUGACUUCGAGGGCGCCACAGUUGGCCUGGCCUACGUUGGCACCAUGUGCUCUGGACACUCUGCUGGAGUAGUGCAGGACCACUCGGAACGGGCCAUCGCCAUCGGGGCCACGCUGGCCCACGAGAUGGGCCACAACCUGGGCAUGAAUCACGACGACUCCAGCGCCUGCACCUGCUCCGGAGACAGCUGCAUCAUGGCCGGCUCCCUCAGCUGGGACAUCCCCAAGACCUUCAGCAGCUGCAGCACCUCGAGCUACGAGAAGUACCUGAACAAGCGCAGCCCGGCGUGUCUGCUGAACAAGCCCGGCUCCGGGGGCUUGGUGGCCCCGUCGGUGUGCGGGAACGGCUUCCUGGAGCGGGGGGAGGACUGUGACUGCGGCUCGCUGGAGGAGUGCACCAACCGCUGCUGUAACGCCACCACGUGCACUCUCACCACCGGAUCGGAGUGCGCGUUCGGAGAGUGCUGCGAGGACUGCAAGAUCCUGCCGCGGUCCAGGGAGUGCCGUCGGCAGCAGGACGAGUGCGACCUGCCCGAGUUCUGCGACGGAACCCGCAGCGUGUGCCCGGAGAACGUGUUCUCCAUGAACGGCCUGCCCUGCGACGCGGGCAACGGCUACUGCUACAACGGCCAGUGUCCCCAGAAAGAGGACCAGUGUGUGAAGAUGUACGGCCCAGCGGCGCGGGUGGCCCGGCAGUACUGCUACGACGCAAACAAGCGUGGGACGUACUACGCCUUCUGCAAGAGGACCAGCAAUAAGCACAUCCCCUGCCAGUCCCAAGAUGUGAAUUGCGGUAAGCUCUUCUGCAGUGGUGGCCAGUCGGACCCCAACUACGGCCGCAUGGUGGCGUUCUCUGACUGCAAGGCGGCGUUCUUCGGGGAUGCAAGCGCUGACUACGGUCAGGUGGACACGGGCACCAGGUGUGCCGAGGGAAAGGUGUGCAGCAUGAACGAGUGUGUGGACCUGCAGGCGGCCUACAGAAACACCAACUGCUCCGCCAAAUGUCCCGGCCACGGGGUGUGUAACCACCGGUCGGAGUGCCAGUGUGAGCCGGGCUGGGUGCCCCCCCACUGCAGCGCCGUGGACCAGAGCGUCGACGCUCUGUCCAAUGAGGGCGUCAUCGCCAUCGUGGUGGUCCUGCUGCUGCUGGUGCUGGGAGCCGUUGCCGUGGUGAUAGGGGUCCUCUACAAGCGCAGGAGGAUAACCAGGCUGCCCACGGUGAACCCCCAGAAGAAGACCAUUGCCAUGGACAACCCCGGUUACCGCAGCAACACCGGCGUUCCGAGUCAGAGCAGCACUCCGCCGACGCAGGUACACCGGCCCAAGGCAGCCCCCCCUCCCCCACCUCCCGCUGGGAACAGACCCAAGCCCCCUCCCGCUGGGAACAAACUCAAGCCCCCUCCCGCUGGGAACCGACCCAAGCCCCCUGCCCCGAGCUACGCAGCCGCACGCCAGGCUCUGAGGCCGGUCCCGCCACCAAAACCCUGACGGCGCUAGAUAGCACGAUGCUACCUCACAGCGGUACGAAAACCAUUGCUCCCCACAUGGACCUACUUGCAGGCCCGCGGGGUGCCCAGGUGGUCAGGGACCCCCCUUUUACCACCUGCUGUGUUACUCAUUUGCCAUUACAAGCCAUUUCAAAACCUGCCCUCUAGUGACAUCACUAAUGGCAGUGUCCACCCAAAAGCAUGAUGGGCAUGACAAGGUGCUAAUUCUACUACACAUUCAGGGGAUCUCUGAAUUAUUUUAACCCUUCCCUUAAAUAUGACGGGUAGGGAACAUUCUCAGACAACAGACCACAGAGAACUUCAAUUCGAGGUCUGAAAAUAAAUCACAAUGCAAAAUCCUUUCCUUCCUUGUCUACUCCUUCAGGUUAUCUUCUUUAUCUUAUCUUCAGCAGGCCAUGUCAAGACCGACAAGUCAAAUGUGCAAUCUUCACAAUUGCAAUUAUAAUGCUUAUAAUGCAUUCAUUCCAGAGUCCAUUGAGAAACAAUUUCAAAGAUCGAGAGAAAUGUGUUCAAAUGAGUUAAGCAAAACUCAUAAAAAUGUCCCUUUUUACUACAUUUUUGGUAGUACCAUUUUAAACCAAUGAAUUUUAUGAUUUUCUUAAUGACUUAUAGUAGCACGCUAUUGUUUAUUCUAAUUUAAAAUGUUCUUGCUAUGUUGGCCGAGGACCAAUCACUUUAAUGGAGAAGAAAAUAUCUAAGGAUCUGCAAUCAAACUGCUUGUUGGCGCCUCCUAGGGGCGAAGGGACAAAUGACAACUACAGCUCGAGGAAAAUGGUAUGGUCCACCAUGCGGAUGGCUACAUUUGUAUAACACCUGUUAUAAACAAUAUUCUGAAGCGGAACAAGCAUAUAUAAAAAGCAUUGAAUAUGUUUAAAUAUUCGAAUGGGCUUUUCACAUUAAUAUCUGUUAAUGCAGAACUCUGUUAGUCUGAUCCCCCACCCAGCCUUCUCAUUGGACUGUACCAAAUAGAAGGAUUGUAACGGCUAAUCAACAUUACAAAUAGGGGGCCUUCAAAAAAAAGCCCUACAUUUCAGGGAUGGUGUUAUGAACACUCAUCUCUGCCUCCUACUCAGGCACUUAACCACCAGACCGAUGGGCCAACGCUACCAGUUUGGCCAGAAACAAACCACUAGGUGGGGAUCGGGGUCAACUGGUUUAGCAGCUUUGUUACUGCAGAAUAAAAUUAAGCCAGUUGGAAGACUGCCAUAUUUUAUAUGUAUUUACUGCCAUAAGACUGAAUAUGUUGCAAAUGAACUGUAUUGUACUGAGUACUUUUGUCUUGAUUUUAUGUGUCGCGUAUAUAUUUGAGCAUACAAAAUGUAUAUUAUUUUCAUAUGAUAUGGUGUGAACAGGGACAUAUGUGAACAGCAUGUAAGAACAAGAGAUGGGCCUUUCUAUGCCUUAUCAGAUACCUUCAGCUCAAUGAUGAGGAAUUGUCUACCAAGUGCUGCAUCAGUGAUCGUCCUGUUCAACAGAAUUCCCUGUUCAGUUUUCUUUUGUUUCACUUACAUUAAAGGCCUGCAGUGCGA
Messenger RNA from Gadus macrocephalus (Pacific cod), 4138 nucleotides. It is a transcript of the gene adam28, whose product is annotated as ADAM metallopeptidase domain 28. Gene Ontology annotation, biological process: proteolysis. Gene Ontology annotation, cellular component: plasma membrane. Gene Ontology annotation, molecular function: metalloendopeptidase activity. The transcript has 22 exons. Lineage: Eukaryota; Metazoa; Chordata; Actinopteri; Gadiformes; Gadidae. The record is from RefSeq and is a predicted model, not a curated record. Bases 169 to 2589 code for a protein of 806 amino acids.